AUGUCGUCGCAUCCCUUAGACUUAGCAGACGAAAAGACCGAUCCAGUACCCCCUCCCGAGAUUGUCGAAGCUGUUGAGGUUUCGCGUGACCCAAAAUUCGAACGAAGAACUAUGCUAUGGGUUGACUUGCGUAUUCUCCCGAUCUUAGCCAUCAUCCAAUGCUUCUCAACCACUGAGCCUCAUAACCUGGGAUCCGCUUACGCUGCUGGCCUAGAUAAGGCACUGCACACUGUCUCUGGGCUCAGCAAACUGACGAAGUUCUUAGGAAUUGACCGUAGGCGUCCGAUACAGCAUCAUCACAUGCAUAUUCUUCGUCCCCCACAUUCUUCUGACGACCAAAUCAGGCAACUCCCUUCCAACAUGGUACUUCGUUGGAUCGGUGUCCGCGAACUGAUGACGUCCUUGAUACUCGCCUGGGGUGCCGCCCAGCUAGGAAUGGGGUUUGUCAAGAAUUGGCAACAGCUUUUAAUAACCCGACUCCUGCUGGGAAUUUUUGGAGCCCCUUUCAAUGGCGUGAUACUGUUCCUCGUGUCAUCCUGGUAUCUUCGUCAUGAAUUUCAGAAGAGGUUGGCCGCUUUAGCAAUUGUGAUUACAUUGGGGACGUCUUUCAGCCCACUGCUAGCCUACGGGUUAAGCCUCUUGGACGGAAAAGGUGGUUUGGAAGGCUGGCGAUGGAUCUUCAUUGUCGAAGGCAUACUCACAGUCGUCUUGGGAGUCCUAACUUUUUUCUUCAUACCCGGAUUCCCGGAUGAGAACAAAUUCUUAAAUGCGGAGCAAACAGCCUUUGUGAUCAAACGUAUCAAUGAGGAUCGUGGUGACGCACUUCCCGACGCGAUUACGGUUCGACAAGUGGCCGUUCACCUUCGUGAUUGGACUUUGUGGGCUUAUGGUAUUAUCGCCCUCUGCAGCUCGAUGUCAGGGACUGUAGUGGUUUACUUCCUUCCCAUCAUCCUCACUGGGAUGGGGUACGACCUCAAAGGCACCCUUCUCCGCGCAGCCGCUGUGGCAAUCUCUGGGAUUCCUGUGGCCUGCCUCCUGGCGUAUCUAGCUGACAAACUAAAGCAUCGUGGAUCGUUCAUAAUUAUCCUAGCACUCAUUUCGACAACCGGCUGUGUGCUAACUGCCUGGCAUCCCAAGGCCAAAAUCCGCUUCUUCGGAACCUUCCUGAUCAACCUUGGCGGUCUUUCCGCGGCGCCUACGAUCAUUGCGUACGGCGCUAACAAUGUCGUAUCCCACAGCAAACGGGCGGUACAAAGUCUAAUUGCAGUACUCCUUUCUCAGCUGCUCGUUGUCACCCUGUCAGGCCUUCUCAUGAUCAGGCACGCGUAUUGGAAUAGGCGCGCGCUAGAAGGCAAGCUUGACAAACCUUUGGAAGGCCAGCCAGGGUUCCUUUACACACUUUGA
Coprinopsis cinerea okayama7#130 is the source of this 1404-nucleotide messenger RNA. RefSeq lists its product as hypothetical. The record is from RefSeq and is a predicted model, not a curated record. Gene Ontology annotation, biological process: transmembrane transport. The transcript has 12 exons. NCBI's taxonomy places the organism in Eukaryota, Fungi, Basidiomycota, Agaricomycetes, Agaricales, Psathyrellaceae. The coding region runs from base 1 to 1404 and encodes 467 amino acids. Gene Ontology annotation, molecular function: transmembrane transporter activity. Gene Ontology annotation, cellular component: membrane.